AUGUCCCGCGCCUCCAAGCUCACCCUGCUGGGCACCUCGCUCUUCGCCGCCACGACCAUCGCCAUGGUGCACUUUCAGCAAAAGUUUGAGAAAGACGCCAUGCACGAAGGCGUCGUCCGGGACAUGGAGCAGCAGCGCGUCAAGCGCGAGCGCCAGCUCGACUUUGACAUGCAGCGCGCCCUCGAGGAGGAGUACAAGAAGGGCCAGACGGUGCGCGACUCGACGGGCGAGAUGGACAGCAGUAGUAGUAGCGGCGGCGGCGGCGGCGGCGGCGCAGUGGCGAGGUAG
This is a messenger RNA of Thyridium curvatum, 288 nucleotides long. RefSeq lists its product as uncharacterized. The record is from RefSeq and is a predicted model, not a curated record. Gene Ontology annotation, cellular component: mitochondrion. The transcript is spliced from 2 exons. Gene Ontology annotation, biological process: mitochondrial respiratory chain complex IV assembly. NCBI's taxonomy places the organism in Eukaryota, Fungi, Ascomycota, Sordariomycetes, Thyridiales, Thyridiaceae. Bases 1 to 288 code for a protein of 95 amino acids.